GCUGCAUUUCAAAAAGGUGAAUGAAGUGAUCGCCUGUGAAGGAGUUUGUUGUCCCAAUCUGCCAGUUUUACCUGAAGGCAAACUGAAGAGAUGCCUUGCGAGAAGAGAGAGGUAAUGAUUCCUAUGACCGUCUUUGAAACUAACUCAGAGCCCUAUGCACCAAAAGAGGAUUGUUGUUGCCCUUCUGCCCCGCCAUAUUCAUGCCACGAAUCAUCAACCCCUGCUGAAACAAUCUAUGUGGUGUCUCAGCCUCCAAUCAUUGUAGCAGGAAUCUUUACAAGCAAGCCAGCAGGAACAAUAUGUCCAAGCUGUCGCCAACCCAUUACCACAGAGAUUGUCUACAGAAUGGGUAGACUGGCUUUCCUCCUAACCGCCGCCAUGUGUUGUAUGGGGUGCAAUAUGGGAUGCUGCCUUAUCCCUCUCUUCAUGAAAAGGUUCAAGGACGUAGACCAUUAUUGCCCAUGCUGCCGGUUUCAUAUCUACAGAUACAAUAGGCUAUAGAAAGCCAAGCCAACCCACGCCACGGAGACUUUCAAGGCCAAUUCACUUUGUUUUGCUAUUGAUGUAAGAACUCAUAAAUGAAUUUCUUUCUGUGAAAUAUGCAAAGGUAGGCCCCAAUCCUGCAAUGAAUUCCUCAGAGAUCUCAGCAUCAGGACAUUAGAUUGUUGCACUGAGUUUUGAAAACACCUUUAGAAAUAGUUUCAUGUCAAUGUGCCACACAAGUUUUAUUUCAUCUCUUGGAUAUUGUUACCUUAAGCUGUGAUCUGACUGGUGCAUAAUUAUUUUGGUGCUAUUGUACCUAUUUUGAAAUCCCCAGAUGGAACAUGGAUGGGAUGUAAUCUCUCCCAUCCUCGCUCAUGCUUCUAAACCCUCCACUUAUUAGAAAGUUUAGAAAUACACAUUUUAGAUCAGAGUUUAAUCUCUGACCCAUCAAGACCUAUUGGCCUCUGUUUUUGUUAGACCUAAAGCUUGGGUCAACCUAGCUACAUCACUCACAGCUGUGAAAAACUUCCUGUGCUGCGUGACAUAGUUAACUACGUCCAAAGAAGAGGUGGAUUAACUAAGCAACAGAAAACCUCCUUCCAUCGCUGUAGGAAAUAUCUACACUACAGCAGCACAGCUGCAGCAUCAGAGCCACUGUAUUGUUGACAUAGUCUUGAUCUAAGCUCUUUGGGGCAAGAAAUGUCUUGUGUUUGUACAACACCCAGCACUAGGAUACCUCCUGUCUGGGCUGGGCAUUCUGGGUUGU
Messenger RNA from Malaclemys terrapin pileata, 1249 nucleotides. Its product is annotated as cell death-inducing p53-target protein 1-like. The record is from RefSeq and is a predicted model, not a curated record. Bases 91 to 501 code for a protein of 136 amino acids. Gene Ontology annotation, molecular function: zinc ion binding. Lineage: Eukaryota; Metazoa; Chordata; Testudines; Emydidae. The transcript is spliced from 5 exons.